AACAAAAUUAGGCAAACAAAAACUGAAUAAAGUUUGGUAUGGUAGGGAGUAAAAAAAACCGGCAACGUUAUCUAAACCAGAUAGACGGAGCAGCGGCGAAUUGAAGCAGACGACGACGAUGAUGGUGAAACAAGGAUGCCUGCCAUUGAAUCACUGCCCGCCAUCAGUAACCAUUCUCAAAACCCACGAUCUUAAACCCACUUUUAUGUCCACUCUCGAGCCUUUCAAUCACACAUCACUCAGACGCCGGAUGCUAGCCGUUGUCAACCAGUCGCUAGCCAAGGAAAUCUCCAAGAAAUCUACUCAAUGGAUUCGUAGUCAUUUCAAGGAAAUGGUGGCUUGUAGGAUUCCCACAAUGCCACUUGUUAUUGCUAAUGCAUGGUUGAUAUCGACGCCAUUAGAAGCCAUGGCAGAAACAUGUGUAGCUGAUAAAUCCACCUUCAAUAUGCCAUUGUUACUGUUUGUUUCCCUUAUUGGGGCGACUGUUGGAGGACUGCUUGCUCGACAAAGACGGGGAGAAUUGGAGCGGGUGAAUGAACAGUUGCGUCAGAUAAACACUGCUUUGAGAAGGCAAGCUAAAAUCGAGUCUUAUGCACCAAACUUAAGUUAUGCUCCCAUUGGUGGAAAGAUACCAGAAACUGAAGUGAUUGUAGAUCCCAGAAAGCAAGAAUUGAUUUCUCAUUUGAAAAAUGGGAAGAACUUUCUUAGGAAUCAAGCCCCAGAGAAGGCAUUUUCAGAGUUCAAAACAGCACUUGAUCUUGCACAAAAUCUAAAGGACCCAAUAGAGGAAAAGAAGGCUGCAAGGGGAUUAGGAGCGUCCUUGCAAAGGCAGGGCAAGUACCGGGAUGCAAUUAAAUACCACUCUUUGGUUCUAGAAAUAUCAGCAAGGGAAGGAGAGGAUUCUGGGAAUACUGAAGCCUAUGGGGCAAAUGCUGACUGUUACACUGAGCUUGGAGAUUUGGAGCGAGCGGGCAAAUACUAUGACCAAUACAUUGCCAGAUUGGAAAUGGAUUGACCUCUUCGGCAUUCACUUCUCCACUUUCACUGUGCUUACCAAGGUUUCCCAUUUUCCUAAAUGACUUUCUGAACACCUCUCUCUCUUCUCAACAUGUAGUACUCAUGAACUAAACACGCCAGACAUUGCAUAGGGGAUAAUUAGGAGAGAAAGAGAGAGAGAGCGAGAGUGAGUAAGUGAGAGAGAGAGUGCCAUUUCAUCACUUUAUGUAUGAUAUAGCCUGUUUGGCUAAAUGUAAUGUUACAUGAAAAGUGCAAUUUGUGCCCCAUUUUGAGACCACAUUUGACACUUAGAGACAUCCGGUUUUGUUCUGUCUCUCUGGAUGCCUAUAAGAAGGUUGGUGUCAAAUGUGGUGUGCACUUAGCAUGGUUGAAUGCUACAAUGACACCAGGGGAGGUCGUCUUUCAUAUGCUUUCUAGUCCUUAGCUUGAUUCGUGGGU
Molecule: messenger RNA, 1455 nt
Organism: Cuscuta campestris
Lineage: Eukaryota; Viridiplantae; Streptophyta; Magnoliopsida; Solanales; Convolvulaceae
Source: the annotation of a GenBank genome assembly